UCCUCCUCUUGUACUUGUAGUGGUAUAGAAGAGGAAGCAGGCAGCAGUCAGUCCCCAGCAGUGAACAUGAACCGUCUGUGGCUUCCACUUGUAGCAUUUCAGUCUCUUGUAUUCGCUGUCACUGAAGGAUGCCGGGAUAACCAAUACAAAUCCUUUGCCAUCGGGGAGGACAUUUGCUGUAACUACUGUGGUGCAGGUGAAGAAAUAACAAAGGUGUGCACAAGGUAUAAUUCAACAUCAACAUGUAGCAAAUGUCCUAAAGGUCAAUUUAACCCCGCAAACUACAGAUCCAAAUGCAUGAGUUGCAAAAUCUGUGGCACUGGAAGCAUUGAAGAAAAACCAUGUACCAAAAGUUCAAAUGCCGUCUGUAUCUGUCCUGAAGGAAGCUCACCAAACAAUGUCAGAAAUACAGCCUGUACCUGUGACCGCGGGAAAGAGAUAGUAAAUAAAAAAUGCCAGCCUUGUGCCAAUGGACAUUUUUCAUCUGAAGAAAACAGCAAAUGCCGCCCAUGGACCAAUUGCAGCGCUUUAGGCCUGACAGUGCUUGUGCCAGGAUCGGCCACGAACAAUGUACAAUGUUCCAAGCAGAAGAGCACAACAGUUUGGGUUCUACCUACAUCUGUCACCGUAAUUCCUCCACAUACACAAAGAAUGCCUGGGGAUGCUGAGACAUCUACUGCGGAGAGCUCUAUCACUUCCACCAAACACUCCACAAUAUCCAACACCAUGGGGGCCCUGAACUGGGAUACUGUCACUUUAAUUCUCAUCACUGUUACCCUGCUGAUGGCGAUGGCUGGAAUUCUACUGGCAGUGAUAAUACAGACAAAAAAGAGGAAAGUAAACAGAGGGUUCAUCCGAAGCAAGAAAUGCAAAGUACCAGUACAGGAAGAAAGCACGGAUUCUGAAUCUAGUCUUACCAAGAACAAUCCUGUGUGAGGAACGGUCUGAAACUCCACGCAGCCUUACAAGCUGCUUUUAUUCACUGGUAUCCAUUGACAUACAUUGACCCAGAGUCCCCCCCGGAGCAUGGAGAGAGCUAUCCGUGAACCUCCUGCUUAUUGAAAGAAUAUUUUUAUUCCCUUACCAUUUCAUGACAAAACUUUUCCGUUUAAUCAUCCUGGAUGAACAAAAACUGUAAUACACGAGUGACAACCUUACAGGUCAAUUGUCCUUGCCUUCCAAGUGCAGCUGUUGAGUUUUCAAAUGUCCCUGGAAGUAGUCGUACCCAUAGAUCUACCUGGUUUUCCAACACUCAUACUUUACAUUAAAAUGCCUUUUUUGCUACAUAAAAUAAUGUGAAACGUAUAUCUAAAACACGGUUUUCCCAGAGCUCAGCCAUGUUAGCCAGCAAAAGAAGCCUAUUCGAAGCCUGCUUCAAAUAGUUCAGUAUACAUAGCAGUCAUGGCUUGUUACAUUUACAUAUUGGUGGAAAAGUCACACCCCCUACAUCAAGGUGGCUGCCGUCUGUGUUAACCACAGUCUAUUGUUUACCAUCAGAACCAGCACCAACGGGAAAUGGAGUAGUUAGAGAGUAGCAGUUAGAGAUAUUCAGUGGCGAAAAUAAUUAUUUGAUCCUCUGCAGAUUUUGUACGUUUUCCCACUUACAAAGAAAUUA
Rana temporaria (common frog) is the source of this 1615-nucleotide messenger RNA. RefSeq names its product tumor necrosis factor receptor superfamily member 9-like. The record is from RefSeq and is a predicted model, not a curated record. The transcript is spliced from 7 exons. Bases 67 to 936 code for a protein of 289 amino acids. NCBI's taxonomy places the organism in Eukaryota, Metazoa, Chordata, Amphibia, Anura, Ranidae. Gene Ontology annotation, biological process: inflammatory response. Gene Ontology annotation, molecular function: tumor necrosis factor receptor activity; protein binding.